UGCCGGGACACCGUAGUAUACUGAAUCCGGUCAGCGUUCAUUGUCAAGUAAGGCUAGUUUCUCUUUCUGUCAGAUAGCAUUAAUUAAUGUCAUUCAGUGAUACGUUUGCAAAUACGUUGACUGUGUAUAUAGCAGUGUAGACAUUUAGGCCGUAAUUCUGUAAAUUCGUGUUGGCCUUAUUGCAAGCCACAAAUUUUAUCUCAGAUUAAACUAGCUAGUUAAACCAGUCAAUUAGCUUGCUGCCUAGCAUUAGCCCCCCGGCUCAGCGGAUUCAAGAAUGUCGUACAGGAGGACUCUACAACUUAUAUGCGGGGUCGCUGGAGGCUCUUCUGCCGUGGUGUUAGCGGUGGCCGUGGCCGAGUCCCGCGGGUGUUUUGGAGAGCAAGGGAGAGAGAAGUCGAGUGUGUGGAGCCGGUUUGGUGUCCUCCAAGCAGCACAGCCGACAUGGACAACUGCAAACCACACACCGGCGCCGUCCGGACCCGCUUGGGAAUUUAACUGGGAUAAGAGGGACCCGUCGGCGUUCACCAACGGGAAAAAGAAGGAGAAAGCAACAGAAGACCUCACCUCUGAGCCGGACAACGGGAAACCUAAAGCCACACGCAAUAUCCUCCUCAUCAGACACUCCCAGUACAACCUGAGUGGAAACGGCGACAAAGAAAGAAUCCUCACGCCAUUAGGCAGGGAACAGGCCGAGUUCACAGGCCAGCGGUUGGCUGCUUUAGGCCUGAAGUAUGACACCCUAGUGCACUCCUCCAUGUCCAGGGCCACGGAGACGGCGAACAUAAUCAGCAAACACCUUGAAGGAGUGGAGCUGGUCAGCUGUGACUUGCUGAGAGAGGGAGCUCCCAUUGAACCCGUCCCCCCGGUCACACACUGGAAGCCAGACGCUGUGCAGUACCACGAGGACGGGGCUCGCAUCGAAGCCGCCUUCCGCCGCUACAUCCACCGGGCCGAUGCCAAACAGAAGGAGGACAGCUACGAGAUCAUCGUGUGCCACGCCAACGUCAUCCGCUACUUUGUGUGCAGGGCUCUGCAGUUUCCUCCAGAGGGAUGGCUGCGGAUGGGCCUCAACAACGGCAGCAUCACCUGGCUCACCAUCCGCCCGAGCGGCCGUGUGGCUCUCCGAACCCUUGGAGACUCGGGCUUCAUGCCCGUGGACAAACUCACCCGGACCUGAUGUCAUACGCGUAGCACAGGUGUAGGUUCAAAGACCUAGGAUGGAGUCAUGCAGUCGUCUACUCAAGUGUCUUGCAAAUAAGCUGUUCUUUUGUGCUUUUUUGUAAUUUAACUACCAUAAAUGCUAUCCAAGUUGCUAGUUUUGUGAGUCACUCCCGUGCCAUAGUCUACCUACCUUCAGUGCAAGGGAGUCCAAACAACCAGUAGACUUGUUAGCUCAACUGAUUUGUGCUGCAAAUAUCUGGUUCAAUAAGUCAGUGGAGAAACUUCUGAAUGUAAUGUAUAAGAGUUCAUCCCAAAAGUGUCUAAUCUUUAAUUUUAUUAAACCAAAAUUAUGUAUUAAAACACAUUUCUACAGCUUUUGUUAUCGUAAAUGACGCAGAUGCUUUUUGUACCGUGCCCUCGAUGUGAGGGUCUUUCAAAAGUCUAUGGAAUUGUGCAAUAAAGUUAUUGUUCUGUAGUUGA
Molecule: messenger RNA, 1644 nt
Organism: Gadus morhua (Atlantic cod)
Lineage: Eukaryota; Metazoa; Chordata; Actinopteri; Gadiformes; Gadidae
Gene: pgam5
Product: PGAM family member 5, serine/threonine protein phosphatase, mitochondrial
Exons: 6
Coding region: 278-1180 (300 amino acids)
Biological process (GO): peptidyl-threonine dephosphorylation; positive regulation of mitochondrial fission
Cellular component (GO): mitochondrion
Molecular function (GO): protein serine/threonine phosphatase activity
Source: RefSeq, a predicted model, not a curated record